CUGUUGCCAUGGUUGCUCGCAGAUCAAGGGAAAUUCAAUAUAGCUAAAAUUAUGUAUAUUUUCAGUUCAUAGUUUCUCAGCUUCCUAGCUAAUACAAAACUGGCAAAGCAGUUUCCUAAAAUGUCAGAAAAGAAUACUACUUUGAACGUUUCUUAUAUUUUUCCAAAUGGAGACAGCUAUGAAGGGCAGUGUUGCCGGUCCUCUGAUGGAGUAGUUAUGAGGAAUGGCGUAGGCAAACACACAUCAGCGAGCGGAGUUACCUACAAUGGAGAGUGGCAGGAUGACAAGAUGAAUGGUCAAGGGUGUCUGAAGCACCCUUCUGGAGCAGUGUACGAAGGCCAGUUCAAAGACAACAUGUACCAUGGCACAGGGACCUACACCUUCCCUGAUGGGACCAAGUACACAGGCAGCUUCAGCAAUAACAGGCUGCAGGGCGAAGGAGAGUUCACAGACACACAGCAGCUGGUUUGGACCGGAGGUUUCCAUGACAAAGCUGCACCAGGCCUGAAGCUCAAACUCAAUAUGUAGUUCUAUCAAUAUAUGUAGUUCUAUCAAUAUGCUCCUCUAAUUUGGUUAUAAGAAUAGAGAGAGAGAAAAAAACAUCAACUGAAAACCUUGACAGACAGUAGAUGAUUCUUAUAUUACACCCUGUGGAAUUCCUUUAACAUUCAUCUCUUAUACAUACAUGCCUGUAGCAAGGAGUUUGAGAAUGUUCGUGUAUGACAGCGUGCCACUGCUAAGAGAUGGUGUACAGGACAGCAAAAUUGUCAGGAGUGAGUCAUUCUGUUGCUUUAACAAUGAAAGUGGCAAGCACUGACACAGGGAAAAGUACAGAAAUACAGCUGGGCUCUUAUUCUGCUAGCGUCAUCCUUUCACAGUAGGCCACUGAAAGCUAAUUUUAGAUUUGACUUUCAUAUACAGUUAGGUGUCAGCUACUACAAUAUUGAUAGAAUGUCAAGGUCUAUCUCUUUUCAUCAAAAUAUGUCAAUAAAAAAUUACCU
Molecule: messenger RNA, 1001 nt
Organism: Osmerus eperlanus (European smelt)
Lineage: Eukaryota; Metazoa; Chordata; Actinopteri; Osmeriformes; Osmeridae
Gene: morn2
Product: MORN repeat containing 2
Exons: 5
Coding region: 121-528 (135 amino acids)
Source: RefSeq, a predicted model, not a curated record